Molecule: messenger RNA, 1665 nt
Organism: Telopea speciosissima
Lineage: Eukaryota; Viridiplantae; Streptophyta; Magnoliopsida; Proteales; Proteaceae
Exons: 1
Coding region: 335-1396 (353 amino acids)
Source: RefSeq, a predicted model, not a curated record
GUGCAUUUUAUUCAGAUCGAACUUUCUAUUUUUACUUGAUUUACGGAGGAAAACGCGGAAAUUGGGCAUUGACACGCUUAAUUCAUUCUGAAAAACUUCAAAAUUGUGGUUCUUCUGUGCGGUGAACUGGGAAUGGAAGCCCUGCUUCUCUCUCUUUUCUUCUUGUGUGAUAGAAAUCGAUUUCAUUUUUUUUACAUUUGGAGAUGUCUGAACUAAAAUCAUUUGAAAUGAAAUUGUUAUUUUCUAAGGCUGGAUGAGUUUAGAUUAGGGCUUAUUGCAAUGGAUUUGAUCGUACGAGUUCCUUGAAUUGCCGAAUUUCUGAAGAUAUCGAGAAAUGGAAGUUUCUACUGGAGAUCGUUGUGGAAUCGAGUUGGAUUGCCUGAACAGUGGAGGCUCUCAAGAGUCACAUCCGCAGAACAAUGUGGUGGAAUCACCGGAUUCUAGUGUCAUUGGGAGUCUUGCUUCUGGCCACCAGUCGCAUUCCAUGAAUGCACUGGAGAUCUUGAGAGAAACUGUUAGAAUCCUCCGGCACAAUUCUGCGGUUUUCUUGGCGAUUGCAGUGUUUCUUAUUUGCCCUGUUUCUGCUCUACUCCUCUCCAAUGUCCUGGUUGACCAGUCCAUCGUAAAGAGACUGAAUAUAAGGCUUCUCAUUGUGGCACGGUCUACUGGACUGCCUUUGAAGCCUUUUAUCAAGCAAUCCUGCCAACGUUUAUCAGAGAUGGCACUUUCAGCUAUUUUCUGCUUCCCCAUGUACAUCACAUUUUCAUUAUUAUCCAAAGCUGCAGUAGUGUACUCGGUAGAUUGCACCUACUCCAGAAAGAAGUUUGAUGUGACAAAGUUCUUCACAAUCAUUCUCAAGAUCUGGAAGCGUCUCGUUGUGACGUAUAUAUGGGCAUGUAUGGCGAUUGUUGGCUGCCUAGCCCUGUUCCUUGUUCUGCUUGUUGUUGUGUGUAACAUUUUUUCUAUAGCAGGAUGCUCAUCUGAUAUGAUUGUCUACCCUGCAAUGAUGAUUGGACUGGUAUUCUCCAUCGUUUUUGCCAAUGCUAUUAUCAUCUGUAACCUUUCUAUUGUCAUCUCUGUUUUGGAGGAUAUAUCUGGCCCUGAGGCUUUGCUUAGAUCUAGCAUCCUAAUGCAGGGCCAGACUCAGGUUGGUCUUCUGAUAUUUCUUGGAUCAACAAUGGGGACGACAUUUGUGGAGGGUUUGUUUGAGCACAGAGUGAAGACUCUGAGCUAUGGAGAUGGAUCCUCCAGGAUAUGGGAAGGACCUCUGCUAGUGGUUAUGCAUUCAUUUGUGGUGCUUAUUGAUUCAAUGAUGAGUGCAGUUUUCUAUUUCACUUGUAGGUCAUCUAGCAUGGACUCCUCGGAGGGAGAAAGCAAAGUCCUUGUAGAGCAGUAGAAAUAAUGGCAAUCACCUCUGAAUCAAUGGAUACUCAGUGACAUACUGCACAGUUAUGCUGUUUCAGCAUAAAUUUCUUGGUUAUUUAGCAGAAAAAUAGGAUAUCUUACAGCCGCAAAAUAGAAGAGUAUGAGAUUAUUAUUUUAUUUUUGACGGGAGGAUGUAAUGCUUACCUCUUCAGUUUGCUACCAUCUAUGAGGGUGGAAGAAAAUACCUGAAAACACAAGUAGCGGUAACAGUGGUGUACUGGUUGAACCCCAUUUUGGAAA